Molecule: messenger RNA, 1769 nt
Organism: Anguilla rostrata (American eel)
Lineage: Eukaryota; Metazoa; Chordata; Actinopteri; Anguilliformes; Anguillidae
Product: opsin-5-like
Exons: 6
Coding region: 176-1405 (409 amino acids)
Biological process (GO): phototransduction; G protein-coupled receptor signaling pathway; cellular response to light stimulus
Cellular component (GO): plasma membrane
Molecular function (GO): G protein-coupled photoreceptor activity
Source: RefSeq, a predicted model, not a curated record
GAUUGCUGACAGACACGUCAUCGCUACGGAUAGCGAUGCGAUGUUGAGUAGGCAGCUCUAGUCCUGAUCUGGUCGGGGGUUUCUUUUUGCACGUGAAUCGCAUCUGUGUAUUCUGUGAACCUAGCUACCAGAGAACAACGGCGAUUCAUGCCGUGGCAGCUAAUAAAAUACAGUCAUGUCUAUAAAGGCGCCUCUACAAGUAGGCAAUAUUCCAUGGAGGAAUAAUAAUUUUAGCCGUAUGGAUGAAGAGCCUUCUUUGUCGGAACAAGGAGAGACCAUCAUUGGAGCAUACCUGUUGAUUCUAGGUUGGCUCUCCUGGUUUGGAAACAGUGUGGUGAUAUUCAUCCUGUACAAGCAGAGGGCCUCUCUGCUGCCCACAGACUACCUGACCUUUAACCUCGCCGUGUCCGACGCCAGCAUCUCAGUGUUCGGCUACUCCCGCGGGAUCCUGGAGAUUUUCAACGUCUUCCGGGACGAUGGCUUUCUGAUCUCUGCAGUGUGGACCUGUCAGGUGGAUGGCUUCCUCACCCUACUCUUUGGUCUGGCCAGCAUUAACACCUUGACUGUCAUCAGUGUCACCAGAUAUAUCAAGGGUUGCCACCCUAACCGAGCAAACUGCGUCAGCAGAAGCACAGUUUCCGUGUGCCUGGUCUGCAUUUGGCUGGCGGCAGCGUUCUGGUCAGGGGCUCCACUGCUGGGCUGGGGGAGCUACGUAGACCGUGGCUAUGGAACCUGCGAGAUUGACUGGACCAAAUCCAGCUUCUCCACCUUCUACAAGUCCUACAUCGUCUCCAUCCUCGUAUCCUGCUUCUUCAUCCCGGUGCUGGUGAUGCUCUUCUCCUAUGUGUCCAUCAUCAGAAGGGUCAAGUCCAGCAACGCCAUGUCCGCGGACGGCUACCUGACCGACAGACAGAGGAAGAUCGAGAGGGACGUCACACGCGUGUCCCUGGUCAUCUGCGUGGCCUUCGUCCUGGCCUGGUCUCCCUACGCCGCGGUGUCCAUGUGGUCUGCCUGGGGCUUCCCGGUGCCCGCCUCCGCCAGCGUCUUCACCCGGCUGUUCGCCAAGUCCGCCAGCUUCUACAACCCACUCAUCUACUUCGGCAUGAGCUGCAAGUUCCGCCGGGACGUGAUCGCGCUGCUGCCCUGCUCCCCGCCGGACCGGGGCGGGGCCCGGCUCCGGAGCUCCCAGCCCCCGCAGCCCGAAGCCGAGCCGGCGUGCCCCCAGACGGGGGCGCUGUCUUCCCCCCGCUGCCAAGAGCAGAAGCUCCCUGCAGAGGGGCUCCUCCACCCCAUCCCCAGCCUGGACUCUGGGGUCAUCAGCCCGCCGAGCACCCCACCGCCCGCCAGCGAGGAGAUCUUCUGCAUCUCCAUCCACUCUCCCGCCAAAACUCCUGACUCCCAGUGACAGACUCUAAACUUUAUUUAUUUAUUUAUUUGCUUAUUUAUUUAUUUUGGACACUCCUGAUUUUUUUUUUCUAAGGCUCACAGAAUCUGAACUCAAAGAAGGAAAACUACUUCAGUUCAAAAAAAAAAAAAAAAAAGUCCACACAUUGGAAAAGUCUUAUUGUGGUUUGUUUAUUGUGUUAUUGCUCAUGACUUGGUUAUUGCGUGUCAUCUAACGUAAAUGUCAAGAGAAAUGUUUUAAAUAUAUACAGCGAUCGAACUCUGAAACCCAUUCAGGUGAAUACUCAUUGUUUUUUAAAGCCUUUUUGAUUCAGUGCAGGCCUGCAUGAUAGACAUGUAGAAAUUUCACAUGAAGUUCACAUAAA